AUGUCAGUUUCUACAAUCUCAGAUUCACGCAAGAAGAAUCGUCCAGUUUCAGCAGCGGGCAGCCCUGUUACACUUCAAGUGGGAGAACGACGAUUCGUCACUACAAAGAAUACGAUGACAGGGGAGAGCCCUUUUUUUGCAGCACUACUGUCAGGGCGAUGGGAUAGUAAUGAGCAAGUGGACGGUUCCUAUUUCAUCGAUGCAGAUCCCAACCUCUUCGAACAUAUCCUGCGUUAUCUUCGACGAAGUGUUCUUCCCAUUUUCUACGAUAUCAAAAAAGGUCACGACCACGCUCUCUAUCUCGCGCUCUUGGGAGAAGCGAGAUAUUUCCAGAUUGCACGAUUAGAGAAUUGGUUACAGAACAAGAGAUAUCUUUACGCAGUAAGGAUCUACAGUUCUGUAGAGGAGUUGAACGAUUUGUGGUCGGAAUCUCUAAGUACAGAGGAGAUCGUAGAGUAUCGUCCGCGAUGGGAUACAAAACAAGUUUAUAUAUGUCCACGGGGGCUUGGUGUACACAGAGGUAAUUCGAACGCGUGUGGAAGGCAGUGUGAGAGGGCACGUGGUGAUUCGGAAUACAUAUAUGAGAAUGAGCCAGUCUUGAAGACGUUGGUGAUUCGAAAAAAGCUUGUUGUUGAUCAGGCUGCUUGUAUGGAGGGAUUGGAUGAAGAAUGA
Messenger RNA from Botrytis porri, 672 nucleotides. RefSeq lists its product as uncharacterized. Gene Ontology annotation, biological process: protein homooligomerization. The record is from RefSeq and is a predicted model, not a curated record. The transcript has a single exon. Gene Ontology annotation, molecular function: protein binding. Bases 1 to 672 code for a protein of 223 amino acids. NCBI's taxonomy places the organism in Eukaryota, Fungi, Ascomycota, Leotiomycetes, Helotiales, Sclerotiniaceae.